Molecule: messenger RNA, 984 nt
Organism: Ilex paraguariensis (yerba mate)
Lineage: Eukaryota; Viridiplantae; Streptophyta; Magnoliopsida; Aquifoliales; Aquifoliaceae
Source: the annotation of a GenBank genome assembly
AUGUGUUGUUUUAUAGUAGCCAAUCUGGUGGUUAGUGACCAGCUUAUGAUGUGGGCUGGAGGAGUUGUGGGUGCCAACCAACUGACUUGGGCCCUAUGGUUUGUUCCUUUUGGGGCAGGUAAUGUUCCAAAAUUCCCACGAAUCAAGGUUUGGAAUCCUUACAAGCGCCUUGGUAUAAGUCCUGAUGCUUCUGAGGAGGAAGUCUGGAGUUCUCGCAACUUUUUGUUGGAUCAAUAUGCUGGUCAUGAAAGAAGUGCAGAAUCAAUAGAAGCUGCUUUUGAGAAAAUAUUGAUGGUCAGCUUCAGAAAUAGAAAGAGAACGAAGAUCAACUUGAAAAGCAGGCUAAAAAAGAAAGUAGAGGAGUCUCCACCUUGGGUUAAAAAUUUGCUCAAUUUUGUAGAAGUUCCUCCUGCUGUCAUUAUCCUCAGAAGAUUGUUCCUUUUCUCUUUUAUGGCUUGUUGGAGUGUGAUGAAUUCUGCUGAAGCGGGGCCUGCUUUCCAGGUGGCACUUUCUUUGCUAGCUUGCAUAUACUUCCUGAAUGACAAGACAAAGAGCUUAGGUAGAGCUUUCGUUAUCGGAUUUGGAGCCCUUGUGGGAGGCUGGAUUUGUGGCUCUUUCUUGGUUCCAUUAGUCCCUUCAGUUCUCUUCCAACCAACUUGGACACUAGAACUAGUAACAUCACUGAGCACAGCAACCCAGAGAAUAGACAAUGAGGAUGAUAACAAGGAUGAUGAAGUUGAUAAUGGCCAAUUGCCUCCACUCUCUCUUCAUGUUGCCAAGAACUCCGACCUUGCACGACUUGCAGUCGAAGCACAGCUGCAUCUGGUCGUUGCUCCACGUCGUGCAGUCGGAGUCAGGCACGGCAGGGCCGGAUUUGGGGGCUGUCCAGACGGUGGCGUUCUGGAACUGGAAGCCACAGUAACUGGGAGGCUUACAGCAGCCCGACUGAAGAAACCAAAAGCCAUGAUAGUUUUAGAAUUAUGA